UUGAGUUGCAGAGGCAGGCAGACGUAGAUCGCAAGAACGGUUGAGGAGCAAUGGCACCUGAAACCUCAGAGAUGGAGCUUCCUUUCAACGAGGACACUCAGCUUACCAAGUGCAUGCGUAUCCGAGUCCAAACCCUCCAGCAAAAGAAUGGCAAACCUCAGGAGGGUGAGAUGCUCCUCCGAGCCAACGACUACAUCUACCGCUUGGAUUUCCCCAAGCAGAAGCUCAGAUUCCUGUGGUGGAAAGUCCAUUUGAAAACACCGGGGAAAGUCAUGAUCACUGGCACCUCCCAGCAUUGGACCCCAGACCUUACAAACCUCAUGACCCGGCAGCUUCUGGAACCUUCAGCUGUCUUCUACAAGAAAGAUGCCAAGGACAAGGUGGAGUGCAAUGAGGCUGAUGCCCAAGAGUUUGGGGAAAGGAUAGCAGAGUUGGCCAAAAUACGUAAAGUGAUGUACUUUGUCUUCACUUUCUUAGAUGGCGCUGACCCAUCCACCGUCGAAUAUUCCAUUGGCUUCAGGGGCUGAAAGAGCAUUUAAUGUUGGACAAAAACAUUGUGAUUUAUUAAUAUAUUUGUAUUGAGAACAAAUGGACUUCAACCACUGAUCUCCAAAUUCGGUUCUUCUUUAGAAGGUCCAAUUAAGCAUGAAUAAUUAACAUCCUUUUUAUUGUCUGCCAAAUGGACUUGUCAUCCAGUGUAUGAAUAAUGAUGAUCAGCUUCCCACCAUAACCUGAUUAUUAAUGAUGUUCCUGUUUGCUUAUCUGUAGUUUGUAUAAUACGUAGCACUAAGUGGUUUCAUUAAUGUAGGGGCAGUGUGUUACUAAGUGUAGCAUGGAGCUAACAUAGUAAGAGGAAGACCCAUCAAACCUUCACAUAAGGCCAUGAUUUUGUAUAGUUCCAUAUCGGUGUGUUUUCUAUAUAUUAUAUGUGGGACUGGGUCUGGGAGAACCCUACUUCACUGACCAUGUAGUCUGGACCCCCUGAACUCAACCCAAGACAAAAAAGUGUGUAUAGGUAAACCAUUUUUGGUGAGUGUACUGAGGUUCUUCUUUAUUAGCACCAAAACCAGGGAAGGGUACAUUUGGGGACCUUGGAUGUCACAUCUACAGCAUGCAGAAGGUACCAAAAAACUACAACUCCCAAAGUACAGGGAUUGCACAUUGGUGUCCAGUGCUUGGGUAUCAGUGUCUGAGGGGUCAGGCCCUGGGGGUUAUUGGUGUCUAAGGGGGCCCUGGGGAUAUAGGUGCCUGUGGAGAUUACUGCUGGUGGGUUCAGUGGAAUGGUGGGGUGUCACUACUUAUGAGGUUGAGGUCCCUGCACAUAUCAGAGCUUGGUACCAUCUCCCACUGAUCAUUGAAAUACAAACCCAUAGUGUGAUAGGAUACCAUGGUACCAUCUGAUUGGCAGCCUGGAUAUACUGUAUUCUUUGUAACCCAUCAAGAAUUGUAUUGGAAUCCGUUCUACAACCUGUUGUAAAUCAUUUGUUGUAAUGGUUUGACCAUAUUCACACUAACGCAGAAAUUUUAUGUAUUUAUCUCCUGGAAAAUAAAGCUUGAGAACCAU
Molecule: messenger RNA, 1564 nt
Organism: Xenopus laevis (African clawed frog)
Lineage: Eukaryota; Metazoa; Chordata; Amphibia; Anura; Pipidae
Gene: omp.S
Product: olfactory marker protein S homeolog
Biological process (GO): sensory perception of smell; signal transduction
Source: RefSeq, marked provisional